This is a messenger RNA of Penicillium longicatenatum, 2589 nucleotides long. Its product is annotated as threonine/serine exporter family protein. The record is from RefSeq and is a predicted model, not a curated record. Lineage: Eukaryota; Fungi; Ascomycota; Eurotiomycetes; Eurotiales; Aspergillaceae. Gene Ontology annotation, biological process: transmembrane transport. The transcript has a single exon. Bases 1 to 2589 code for a protein of 862 amino acids. Gene Ontology annotation, molecular function: transmembrane transporter activity.
AUGUCCGACCCAAUUCCCUUUCCACACCCCAGUCCCGCCGAAGAAUAUGCCGAAGAAUUCCCUUUUCCUACGACCAGCAGCCGUCAGAGCUUGGAGCGCGAACCUACAGCAGAUGACAGCCCAUACAUAGGGCUGCAGGCGCCCACCACGCCCACCACGCCUACCACGCCCGAGCCUCGAAUCCAAGUACCUGAAAUUGAGCCCCAAGUCGAAGCUCGUAUCCGAUCCCCCAGAGUGCGCUUUCGCUCUUUGAGUCGUCUAAGUGACCGAUACCUCCACCCAUCUGAUUCCCAUCGAGUGUUCUCCGAAAAGUCGGACGCAUCCAAUGAUCCAUUGUUGCCGCCCGCGGAGUUGAGCAAUGUUCCUCUGCAUUCCGGAACCGUCACCCCGCCGGCCCCCGCACAUUCCCGCAACGCCGGCGGUCACAGUCCCCAUGUCGAUUUCUCAGAGAAAGAAGAGCCGGAUUCUGUCGAGCGAACUUCUUCUGCGCGCGACCGGUUCAAAGCUGCCGGCCAGCUCCUCCGCCAGAAGACCACUCGCUUGACGGAACGCCUCGGUCGCCCCACGGACGAUGGCGAGGCCCUCAACGCCUCCCUCCUACCAGACGACUUUGACAAUAUCCCCUUGGAAGAACUGCAGGCCCGCCGCGCCCGUCGCGAUGCCGAUCACUUGCGGUCGUUGGAAGCGGGCGAGGAGGUCACCCAGCCUGCUCCGAGUGCUGAGGCUCAUCGCCUGGUGCGCAGCAUGACCAUGGUGGGGGACAGACUGAAGCGCAAGCCUCGUGGCGCGUACCAGCGGUCUGGCCAGACUACUCCCGAAGGCUUGCUGCGUGACUACACGGCCGCUGCUCGUCGUCGAUCGAGUAACUUUGGCGGCGGAGGCAGUGGCAUUUUGUCACAAUUGUUGAAGUUGCAGGCCGUGCAGACGGGGGGCUCGUCGCGUCCGGAGAGUGUCAUCACCGAUGACUCGGAUAGCGAUACACAGUUUUCUUCUGGUGGUACGACGCCCAAGAAGGGCUCGCGCUCCCCGUCGAUGUUACCGUCUAUGCCACCGUCGAUGCCUACCUCGGGUGCUGCCACCCCGCGCAAAGAGAAGCUCAAAUGGUACAAAAAGUCGGCUCACCGGUCGACCUCGUCGCUGGUGGGUGCCUCGAUGAACUUUAGUACCACCAGCUUGCCGGCGGCUGUUGAUGCUAUGCCGCCGAAUAAGCGGCCUAAGAAGAGUAAGCGUAAGACGCGCUUGGAGGAUGAGAUUCGGGUUACGGUACAUAUUGCCGAGAUCAUCUCUCGUCAGCGUUAUAUCAUGCAGCUCUGUCGAGCGCUUAUGCGCUACGGUGCCCCUACUCAUCGUUUGGAGGAGUACAUGCAGAUGACUGCGCGGGUACUGGAGGUUUCGGGUCAAUUCCUGUACCUCCCUGGCUGUAUGAUCAUGUCGUUUGACGAUCCAGCCACCCGUACCGCUGAGGUUAAGCUGGUGCGGAUGGUACAGGGUGUUGAUCUUGGACGAUUGGCUGAUACACACAACGUGUAUAAGAACGUCGUCCACGAUCUGAUCGGUGUCGAGGAGGCUAGCCAAGAGCUGGACGAGAUCAUGCAGCGCAAGCCACGGUAUAACAAGUGGUUGGUCGUUUUGCUGUAUGGCAUCGCCAGUGCCGCGGUCGGCCCCUUCGCAUUCGAAGCCCGCCCAAUCGACAUGCCUAUCAUCUUCUUCCUUGGUUCCCUGGUGGGCUUCAUGCAACACGUUCUCGCCCCUCGAUCCGUCCUCUACUCCAACGUCUUCGAAGUCACCGCCGCCAUUCUAACAUCCUUCCUCGCCCGCGCUCUCGGUAGUAUCGAAGUCAACGGCAGUCGUUUAUUCUGUUUCUCCGCCCUCGCUCAAUCCUCCAUCGCCCUCAUUCUCCCUGGCUUCACAGUCCUCUGCAGCAGUCUGGAACUGCAAUCACACCAAAUCAUCGCUGGCUCGAUCCGAAUGGUGUACGCCAUCAUCUACUCUCUCUUCCUCGGCUACGGCAUUACUGUCGGCCUCACUAUCUAUGGACUGAUGGACAGCAACGCCUCAUCUCAAACUUCCUGCCCCAACCUUGAUGUUUACGGAUCCGUCUACGUCCGAAAAUUUCCCUUUGUUGCUAUCUACGCCGUCUUCCUUGCUCUUGUCAACCACGCCAAGUGGAAGCAAAUGCCUGUCAUGGUCUUCAUCGCUACAGCUGGCUACAUUGCCAAUUACUUCAGCACCCUGAAAUUCGGCUCCUCGUCUGAAGUUGCCAACACCGUCGGUGCAUUCACAGUCGGUAUCCUGGGUAACCUGUACAGUCGUCUGUGGCACGGUCACGCCGCCACAGCCAUCUUACCCGGUAUCUUUGUGCUCGUGCCCUCGGGCCUCGCAUCCAGUGGUUCCCUCCUCUCAGGACUGAAUUACGCGAACGAGGUCAUUGCUGGCAACACGUCAUCAACCAGUGACUCCGACACAUCCGUCUCCAGUCUCGGAUUCGGAAUGAUCCAGGUUGCCAUCGGUAUCACCGUCGGCUUGUUCAUGUCUGCUCUUAUCAUUUAUCCCUUCGGCAAGAAGCGCACUGGCUUGUUCAGCUUCUAA